AUUUUGGUGGACAGUGAUAGGGUAGAAAAAAGGACAUUUCCGGUGCCGUGCUCCUAUAGCUUCACUGGAUUGUAUGGAGGAAUUCAGUGGCACCACCGCUCAGCUUGAUUUUGGUCGUUCUACAAGCCUGGGGUCCAAUCCGGCGAUUCAAAUACGCAGCAAUGCGACAACCACACCUGGCUUACGUUACAAAAACCUUGGCAAGAGUGGACUGCGCGUUUCCAACGUCGGUCUCGGUACUUGGCCGAUAUUUUCUCCGGGCGUUUCCGAGGAACAGGCCGAAGCAAUCCUUCGGCUGGCGGUCGAGAGUGGAAUCAAUUUGUUUGAUCUCUCCGAGGCACAUUCUGGAACACGUGCGGAAAUAGAACUUGGAAAAAUUGUUCAGAAAGCCGGAUGGAAACGUACCACUUUUGUCAUAAUAACCAAAAUUUAUUGGAGUACCAAGUCCGAGGAGCGUGGAUUGUCGAGAAAGCAUAUAAUCGAAAGCGUUCAAGCGAGUCUCCAGAGGUUGCAGCUACCAUACAUCGACGUCAUACUGGUCCACAAGGCUGACUCAAUGUGCCCUAUGGAAGAAAUUGUCCGUGCUAUGAAUUACGUUAUUUCGCAAGGGUGGUCAAUGUAUUGGGGUACCGCCAGAUGGUCGCCAGUUGAGAUUAUGGAAGCUUACACCAAUUGCCGUCAGUUCAACUGUGUUACGCCGAUCGUGGAACAGUCGGAAUAUCAUAUGUUUUGUCGCGAAAAAGCUGAGCUUUAUCUGCCGGAGAUGUAUAACAAAAUUGGCGUAGGGUUUAUGGCCUGGGGACCUCUCUCGAUGUGCCUGGGCGAUGCACAAAACGGUGAGAAGCUCUGGAUUCCGAAAGGCUCGCUUAAGAGUAAAAGCCAAAGCUAUUCAUGGAUCGAAGACGAGGUGAACAAGGAGGUAGGUGUUCGUGCUCGGCAAUCUUACUGUGAUAUGCGAUGAUAAUACUCUACUCAUGACGAAGUUCGUCGGUUGUACGAUAAAGCGAGAGACAUUAGCAACUUGGCGGAAAAGUUGGGUUGCAAUGCGGUACAGUUGUCCAUUGCGUGGUCUCUCAAGCACGAACCACUACAAUGUUUACUUCUCGGAGCCACGUCACCCGAACAGCUGCACCAGAGUCUGCAGGCAUUGCAGCUUCUGCCCCGAUUGUCGACUGGUGUGAUGCUGGAGAUAGAACGCAUUCUUGAAAAUAAACCGGUGCGUCCACCAGCGAUAUCUACGCUUGCGCUUCGGUGACAAUCAGCCUGCCCCCCGGGGCCUCCC
This is a messenger RNA of Anopheles cruzii, 1282 nucleotides long. RefSeq names its product voltage-gated potassium channel subunit beta-2 (gene Hk). Gene Ontology annotation, biological process: regulation of potassium ion transmembrane transport; potassium ion transport. Gene Ontology annotation, cellular component: voltage-gated potassium channel complex; cytoplasm. Lineage: Eukaryota; Metazoa; Arthropoda; Insecta; Diptera; Culicidae. The transcript has 9 exons. The record is from RefSeq and is a predicted model, not a curated record. Gene Ontology annotation, molecular function: transmembrane transporter binding; potassium channel regulator activity; voltage-gated potassium channel activity.